This is a messenger RNA of Pipra filicauda (Wire-tailed manakin), 3953 nucleotides long. RefSeq names its product TRPM8 channel associated factor 2 (gene TCAF2). The record is from RefSeq and is a predicted model, not a curated record. The transcript is spliced from 4 exons. NCBI's taxonomy places the organism in Eukaryota, Metazoa, Chordata, Aves, Passeriformes, Pipridae. The coding region runs from base 1939 to 3942 and encodes 667 amino acids.
AGAAGUUGUGUGUACCUCAUCCAUGGAAGUGUUCAGAGCUGGGUUGGAUGGGGCUUUGAUCACCUGGUCUAGCAGAGUGGAGUGAACAGCUCAGCAGCAUCAAUCCUUAUUCAGACAAAAUAGCUUCUCAGGUCUUGUUUUGCCCCCAUUUUCUAUUGUUUCAGGCCUGCAGAAACUUGUUUGCCCCAUUGCUUUUGUUCUCCUGAGCCACACAGUCCAGUGGACAGAGAGGGGGUCAGGUGCCAUCUUGCCUUUGUCUGAGAAAAUGACGGCGGGUGCUCUCUAUGGGAAGUGUUUUUGUUUGUUUGGCAGUGGAUACGCUUUUGUGAGUAGAGCACUCUCUCUUUUGUUCCCUCUUUAAUUGAUACUGAUGUGGUUAUGGCAAGUUUUUCAGGAAAAUUGUGAUUCCAAGUUGUGGCCCCUCCAAGUGUUUCCUCCGUUGUUGUAAGGGAUCAGGGGAGUGGGCAACUUGAGUGGGGUUAAUUUUCCUGCUGGGUUUUUAAACCAGCACAAUGGGAAGUGUAGUUUUUGUCCUAUGUUAAUCAGCAUGUUUGACUCAUAAAUCUCAUGUUAAACAACAGUGGAGUCUCAUGAUAGUUUGGAUGGAAAAACAGAGCUUCCAGGCAUGUCCAGAGGAUAAGAAAUGAGAAUGAUACUGUCAUUCUUGAUCAGGUUGCUGAUCAAGCACUCUGGGACUUGUGACAAAUCCAAAUCAAGGAUGCAGCUGCCCCAGGACUUACCAUUUUCCUGCGUUUGCAUAACAAGUAUUUGCUUUCAGGGUAGCCAAAUAUGAAAUGCAUGUGAAGACUGGUGUUGGCACAGGAUGCUGCCCAGGAAAGGGCCACGCCCCCAUGGUGCAGCUCCUUUCAUGCAGUAAGUGUUGCGUUCCAAGUCACUCCUCUGAGUCCUGAAUGACAGAAACUGCGUGAGAGUGGGUUGUACUCUCUGUCUCAAAGUCUUCCUGUUUGCACAGUCACAGCUGCUGCAGCUCGACAGAAGACAACCUCAGGGAAAAGCUAAGCCAAACUUUCAAACUGAGGGAGCCUUAAUAGCACGUGACACCCAUAGACCCCAAAGGGCUUGGCAAUCAAGGUUAGUACCACCCUCCUUACCUCGUAGAUGGGAAAACAGAUGAAACGAAGCUACAGAAAAGAGAAAUUAUUUUCUUGAGAUUGCAAAGCAGUUUGGAUCAGAGAACUAGGGCAUGAAUCUCCUGUGCCCAGACCUGCUCUCCUAGGUACUGUGUGACUUAAACUGAAGUUAUUUCGGGGAGCUGGUUGUCUCCAUUGUUUGUGCUUGCUCUCCCCCAGCCUCAGAGCAACUUCUAAUACUAAGCAAGAGCUUAUAGGGCCUAAGUGAAGGUAGAAAAAUACAACUUUGGAACAGCAUGUUGCAGCAACUGCGUGUAGCUCUGUACAUAUCCAAUUAGGAGCUAAAAUAUGAACUGCAUGUUUGAAUUAUGUUGUGUUUUCUGUUGAUACAAUCUUUUCAUCUUCUGGGUGUUUCUGUGUAAACCACCUCUACUAAGCAAAUUCCUAAUAGACUUCCUGGAACAUCUGGCACUCUCUCUCUCCAAAUAAAUUGUUAAUGGGAAAGUGAAUACCUGUAUUUCCCUAUUUUGUCCCAUGGUACUUAGCAGAAUUUGUUGAAGCAGUCAUUUUCUUUGCCUCCAUCAUCUUGAUAUACUUGUCACUUUAAUUUUUUAAUUUUUAAAUUUAAAUUUUAAAUUUAAGUUAAAUUUAAAAUAAUUUUUAAAAUUAUUUAAAUGGUAAAUACUGUGAUAACAAAGCCAAAAAAGCAAACAAAAAAAAUACCAAAUCCCCCAAAAAGUUGUGUCCACAAAGCUGAUUCCUUUUUGUUUGGAGUUCCUACUAGACAAGAAAAUUACUCCACAGGGUUGUUAGAGCUGUCCUUUAUUGCUAAGCCAUGCUGUAAUGGAUGAUGGUCUUCUCUCCACCAGAUAGGAGCUUCCUGAAGAUGAAACCCUCUGCCGUCUAUGAGCUGUUAGUGGACAGUGUUGGGCCAUGGGACUUCACUGGCGGUUUUGUUCCUUGUGAACUGCUACUUGUCGGAGAGGAUGCCUACCCUGUGCUCCUGAGUGCUAAGAAGCAAGUUCUGAUUGCUGUUUCACAGUAUGGGAAGGGCCGGAUGGUGGUUGUUUCCCAUGAAGGAAUCUUGAAGGACUCCAAGUUUUCCCAGUUCCUCAGAAAUGCUGUGGAGUGGCUUAAGCCUUGCCCCGAGGCCCUGGUUGGCGUUCAUUCUCGGUUGGAUUCCCUCUCCCAGGUGCUGCUCAAGGCUGGCACUAAAGUACAGGCCGGGGCAGAGCUCAGCCCCUCCCUGGGAGUGUACUGUGUGGAUGCCUAUGACAGCUCGAAGGCGAAAGACCUGGUUGGCUUUGUGAAAGGGGGUGGAGGGCUCCUCAUUGGAGGCCAAGCCUGGCACUGGGCUAGUCAACAUGGCAAGGAGAAGGUGCUGUUCGAAUUCCCUGGGAACCAGGUGACCAGCGUGGCUGGCGUGUACUUCACAGGAAAUGCUGUGGAAAAAGGCAUCUUCAAAGUAGCUAAGAAAAUUCCCAAGAUCCCAUUAGUUGUCCCGCACCAGGCCAACCUCAGCCUUGAUGCUGAGUUUCUCCUGCGUGAUGUGCUGGAGCUGGACUUGAUGACAGGGGGCAUUCCCUCCACCUUGCUGGUGCAUGGUGUACUCUCCUUCCCCCUCUGCCUGGACAGCUCGCACUGCUGCCUCUUGGCUGCAGCACACUAUGGCCGAGGCCGUGUUGUGGUGGCAACCCACGAGAGCCAUCUGUUCUCCCCAAAGCUGGCCAGAUUCCUGCUCAACGCUGUCUGCUGGCUGGAUGCCGGGAGAAAGGGGCUGGUGGGUGUGGAUCCCAGCCUGAAGAAAAUGUGUGGUCUCCUCUCUCUGGAAGGGGUGAAGUCGCAGGUGUCACAGCUGACAGGUGACCUCAGCGUGUACUGCUGCUCUUCUUACAGCGACAGAGAGGCGGAAAGGAUUCACGCUUUCGUGGCAGAGGGAGGUGGCCUAUUGGUGGGAGGCCAAGCCUGGUACUGGGCUUCUCAGAACUGCGGCAAAGCUGCUGUGGCAGAAUAUCCUGGCAACAAAAUCCUGAACCGCUUUGGGCUGAGUAUCCUGGGGCAGAGUGGCCAGGCGGCCAAGCACCGGCCCGUGGGGCCUGGGGAGCACUACCACUUCCGCAAGGCGCUCCUGCUCUUCAGCACGCAGGUGAACAAAUGUGAGGAGCUCACGGAGCCCCUGAAGGACUGGCUGCAGUGCCUAGCACGGGACUGUGCUGCUUUCCUGCGCAUCCCAGCCCACGACUGCCCAGCAUAUGCCUCGCUGCACCGCAUCCUGACCAAAGUGCUUCAGAGAAGUGGGAUCCCACAGGUCAGCAGGCACUGCCCUGUCAAGAGAAACUCCAAAGAGGCAGUCCUGCUCUGCAUGGCAACCGAGCUGUCCCUCACCAUGACAGACAGUGCAGCCCUGGUGCAGAAAUGUGCUACUGGGGUCUGUGCCCUCCCUGUCACUGUGGAAAUUGAUGGCACAAACCCAGGUAAGACAGCCUGGAGGAGUACAGGACUCUACCUCCCUGAAGGGCACACAGCAGUUAUAACAUGCCCAUGCCUAGUGGUCGGUGCUGGUCUGAAGGUGCAGAUUGGGUGUCACACAGAUGACCUCUCUAAUGCCAAAGAGAUGAAACGGGCACCAGUGGUAAUACGCACCUGUGAUGUUGCCUGCCAGAAGCAGUCCAUUUCUUGCCUCUGGGGUGGCCUGAUUUACAUCAUAGUACCAGCAAAGAGUGUCUUGGGGAAGGUGCCCAUCACAGUGGAAGGGGCAGUCAGAGCUCCUUUCUUCAAGCUUGGUAUGUUUGUUUACCUUAGAGCUUUUUUCCUUAGGGCUGCUCACAGAUGCUGCUGUCCCUGUGACUGAAAGUAAAGAUG